Molecule: messenger RNA, 1695 nt
Organism: Neolamprologus brichardi
Lineage: Eukaryota; Metazoa; Chordata; Actinopteri; Cichliformes; Cichlidae
Source: RefSeq, a predicted model, not a curated record
AUGGAGGAUUGCUUGGCACGCAACCUGAGGAGAAUGAAAGCAACAUUUGGUUCAGCUCUCUAUGACUUCAGUCCCACCACUUUCAUCCUCCCCAAUGACUACACCUGCUUCCUGGCUGAGUACAACAGACUGCGUCUGGCCAGAGGAACAUCGGUCUACUGGAUAGUUAAGCCUGUGGAUCUCUCCAGAGGCCGAGGGAUCUUCAUCUUCGAGGAUAUUAAGGACUUGGUUUAUGAUUGCUCUGUUGUCAUUCAGAGGUACAUUAGCAGCUCUCUGCUGAUCUCCGGCUACAAGUUUGACUUGAGGAUUUACGUGUGUGUGAAGAGCUUUCAUCCACUGACUGUGUACAUUCAUCAAGAAGGCCUGGUGCGUUUUGCCACUGAGAAGUUCAACCUGUCAUCUCUGCAUAACCUGUAUGCUCACCUCACUAACACCAGCAUCAACAAGUUCGGUCCCUUCUACAAAACCGAAAAAGGAAGAGUGGGCCGGGGAUGUAAGUGGACCAUGAGCAAAUUCAGACAUUUUCUCCACAGUCAACAGAUCAACGAGCUGCUUCUGUGGCAGAGGAUCAACAACAUCGUCACUCUGACCCUUCUCGCCAUUGCUACAUCAGUGCCCUCCUGUCCUAACUGUGUGGAGUUGUUUGGAUUUGACAUCCUCAUAGAUGCCAAGUUUAAGCCCUGGCUGCUGGAGGUCAACUACAGCCCUGCACUCACACUGGACUGCCAAGCUGAUAUUUCAGUGAAGAAAAAGCUUGUCAGUGAUGUCAUUGAUAUGAUGAACUACACAUCGACCGACAGCUUAAGAGACAGAGCUUAUCGGAAACAUAGGUACAAGCAACCUUGUUUUAAGGCAAACCACCCGUCUGCACCUGUGCUCUCAACGUUAAACCAUCAGAAGAAAAAGAGAGGUAACAAGGGCUCGCACACUCAAAUUCUCCCUCUGCUAAAAACGUCUCAUCAGCCUGAAAAGACAAAACGGGGUAAACUUAAACAGUGUGAUCUUGAAGCCAACUACCAAAGAUGCCUUCCCCCUUUUGAAUUAUCGAAGAUACGUGAAGCUAGAUGCAGAAUAAUUAACACCAGUGCUAUCAAACUCCACACCAACCAGACCCAAAACCUGAUACUGGGCCAGGAUUCAAGGACAAAUGAGUCAGCGUUGAACAGACAGUCUCGUCAGCCUCUUGUAUCGUACCUCAUGAACAACGGGUCUCUUUACAGGUCUGAUGUUACAAACCAUGACAACUCUGAAACAGAAGCUGAGAGGCAGUGCUCAGGAGAGACAGACGUUUCCUCUUUGACACCUGACACCCAGGAGAGUGAGGAAGCAUUCACACGGCCUGCUGCGUCCUGGAAGCUCCCAAACAUUUACAGCACAAAGCCAGUUCGGAUCACUGCGGAGAAAACCACAGGGAAUGGGCAAAAUAUCCCACCAGUGAAGGUUGGAGACUUCAUAAGGACGUUUCCAUUUAACAGGGCUACUCUGAAAGCCUCGCAGCACAAACUGGACAUAAGGACAGUCCUACAGGAGAUUCAGAGCCUAACUGGACAGUUGGUUUCGGGCAAAGGACACAAGAUGAAGAGCAGGAGAGAAGAGAAGGUGACGGCAGAUAAGGAUGCUGAUACUGACUUUGAUUCACUGUUGUGGGGACCAAAAGAUCCUCCACUGAUCAGCCAAUGCUUCAAAUCAACUUAA